Molecule: messenger RNA, 2541 nt
Organism: Miscanthus lutarioriparius
Lineage: Eukaryota; Viridiplantae; Streptophyta; Magnoliopsida; Poales; Poaceae
Source: the annotation of a GenBank genome assembly
AUGCGUACUGAGGUUAUCGAGGCUGACACGAUCGAGGUGGCUGCUCAACAGAUUCUCAAUGAGCUCAAGCGAGAUGCUAAUGGAGCAAGCAGAAGAACCAGCAGAAGAGACAAUGUCAUCUAUUUUGACGGCUGGGAUGGGUUGGGGGCAUCUGCUGUCCUCCGAACCGUCGCGGAACGCCUCCACCCAGUGACUAGAGAUUCAGAGGUCCUAGCCAGAGGAUUGCACUUCGAUCAGAUCAUCCACAUUGAUUGCUCCAAGUGGGAGAACAGAAGAGUGCUUCAGAGGGAGAUUGCAAAACACCUGCAGCUUCCCACUAAGGUGAUGGAGAUGUUUGACUGGCAAGAUGAGGAGGACGAUAUCCAUGGUGUGGCCCAGGGCUCCCGGCUUGAGAUACCACAAGUUCUCAGGGCAAUGUUUCGACGCAUAAAGGAGCUGAACCACAGGUUCCUAGUGAUUUUCCACAACGGGAGCAGCGAGGAGAUUGAUCUAUCCAGCUUUGGCUUCCCUCUAUCUGGAUACUUCGACAACAUGGUGUUGUGGACAUUCCAAGGGAGAUUCCGGCUCUACCCUAGGAUGAAAGGGAGAGAUCCACAAGAGCUCUGGUAUGUCCUUGUUCGUCGAGAAGCUGCAGAAGUUGCAGAAAACAACAUCAGAAUCCAUACUGCACAGGUCGCCGAGUGUUUCUUCUUGCACAUGUUGAAGCUAUGCUGCAUGGGUUACAACUUCAAGAUGGACUAUGAUUUGGCCACCCAUGCCUGCAACUACUGGAUGUGUGAAGGCAUCAUGCAGCAGCUGCAGCGGGGAGCUCUUGGAGACACCAACAUCGUCAACACUGACGAUGAUGAAGAAUCAUGGAGAACUGCUGAUGCUUUGCAACGUGAGAUACAACUGGACAUGGACUACUACAACUAUAACCACCAAUAUUUUCCUUCUCACCUGGUAAGGUAUGGCAAGACCAUGCCAUGCUGGACUUCACCUUAUGGGUUUAUUCUGGUCCCAGUUGGUGCCAUUCCUAAUGCGGACAUGUUGCUCCAAGACUUCAAUAAUCUUACAGUGUUGAAGCUCUCGCGCCGCGCCUUCAGCUUCUCAUCACCUCCAUUCCUCUACUACCACAACCUUAAGUUUCUAUGGCUUGACCACUGUGAAGACCAAGAAGUUAGCAGUACAGCCGGUUUCCCUAAUGAAGAGAAGAAGAAAAUCUCCACGGAUAAGAGAGCAUCGAAGGAAGCAGACAUCCAAGGACAAAGCUGUUUUUUCCAGAAGCUGUGGGUAUUGGAUGUGCGCUACACAUGCUCUGAUUGGAUCUUGUCCGCACAGAUGAUGGAUUUCAUGACUCAGCUCAGGGAGCUAAAUGUGACGGGAGCUCAGGAUUGGGAUAUAGGACAGUUGUAUGGACGGCUGCCUAACAUUCACAAGCUCCGUGUAACAAAGUCUUCCAUCCGCUGCAGUAGUUGCUUGGGAAGCUACUUGUUCUCGGAGAUGGACAAGAUGGAGCUCCUCGACUUAUCAGGAAACAGUAUUAGUCCCCUAGCGACGAGCUUUUCUGCUGGUCCUGCGGGAAGCAUCAACAACAACAUUACUGCUAGCAGCGUCGUGACUGUCAUUAUCGACGACGGGUUUGUUGGUUUAAAAGAGAUAUCCUUGAGGGGAUGUGCCAAUCUGAAGAAUCUAUUCUUGAGAGGAGUGUUACAGGAUCUCUACAGCCUGGAUAUAUCGGGCACAGCAGUACAAACAUUAGACCUCAGUGCAACGACGACUCCGAAGCUUGAUGAGCUCUAUCUACUUGGCUGCGACAAGCUUUGUGCAAUCCUAUGGCCAUCACAAGACAAAAGGAAAGAAUACUUGAAUAAGCUGCACAUUGAUACCAGCACACGGUUAGGGUUGACCACUCCACCUGUGGGGAUGAACAUAACAAGGAGGGUAGCUCAAGGUGGACAGCAGGCUGAUGGAAACGAUCAAAUAUUCUGGUACCUACUUACAUUCUGGGGCUCUCAGCUCCCCAAGUUCUUGCACUUGGACUCGUGCCCUAGGCUGAUACAUGUACUUCCCCUGCCCAGGACAGUUAUGGGUCGCUGCCUGAAAAACAUUGUGACCCUCGAGAUCGUGUGGUGUAGUGACCUCAAGGAGAUCUUUCCCUUUUAUUAUUCUGGUGCCGAAAGCAGUGACAAGCAACGGGAGUCAACGUACGAGGUGGAAUUGUCGAGCCUGAAGCAUAUCCACUUGAACGAGUUGCCCAGGCUGCGCAGCAUCUGCGGCGGGAAUGCACGGUUGGGUGCGCCCAACCUCGAGACCAUAAAGGUCAGGGGCUGCAGGAGCCUCAGGCGCCUGCCAGCCGUCAGCUGCACCUACGACUGGAGAAUGAGGGUGGAGCACGACGCCCACAACAGGAGCAAGAAGGUGGAGUGCGACUGCGAGAAGGAAUGGUGGGACAGGCUGGAGUGGGAUGUUGGAGGCCAGGUUCCUGCACCAUCCUUUACCAGCCGACCCACCCACGGUAUUACAAGAAGAGAAUGCUCAGGGGCUCUGGUGCUCGUAUGA